AGCUGUUAAUACAGCUUUGCCAUCCGGAUAUUACCUAACAACACUUUUAUGAAUGUUUUUUAUUUUGAAAAUGAUUUUUUAGCUUCACAUAUAUGUAUUACAAAUAUUUGAUGACUCACGAAUAUUUAUAUCAUUGUAGUAUGUUGUAAAUAUGUACACAAGUGUAAGAGUAAAUAUGAAAAUAUCCUUUUUCGUUAUUCGGAUGAGGUAUUUUUCAUCGAAGCCUACAUCGUCUGAAGUCCUUACAGCUUACUUAGCUCAAUGUAAAGAACCUCCUUGGACGUCUUAUUUCGUUAAGUACAGCAGUGUAAAAGAUGAUCAGUUUGGAAUGUCAAACUUUAAUUGGAAAGUAGGAAAAUCUAAUUACCAGAUUUUGAGAACGGGUUGUUUUCCAUACAUCAAAUAUCAUUGUUCAAGGAAAGCUGAAGAAGAUUUAGUCAUCUCAGAUAGAUUUAUGAGAGUAAUCAAGAUUGUUAACUUUGGUAUACCUUGUCUACUAUAUGGUCUUGCUGCAACCCAGUUGAUUCGGCACACAGAAGUGGUUUAUACAUCAAAAGGACCUGUUAAUAUUUAUUUUUUAUUACCAGAACAUAAAGGAUCACUGCACUGAGUGACAUGUUCUUAUUGUAAAUAUUUUUAAUUUAAAUUUAGUUAGACUAAACUUCAAUAAAAUAAUUCAAGCAUUGUAUAAUGAUAA
Messenger RNA from Danaus plexippus (monarch butterfly), 697 nucleotides. RefSeq lists its product as uncharacterized. The transcript has 3 exons. The record is from RefSeq and is a predicted model, not a curated record. Bases 152 to 610 code for a protein of 152 amino acids. Lineage: Eukaryota; Metazoa; Arthropoda; Insecta; Lepidoptera; Nymphalidae.